Messenger RNA from Archocentrus centrarchus (flier cichlid), 1499 nucleotides. RefSeq names its product inorganic pyrophosphatase 2 (gene ppa2). Gene Ontology annotation, molecular function: magnesium ion binding; inorganic diphosphate phosphatase activity. The coding region runs from base 57 to 1091 and encodes 344 amino acids. Gene Ontology annotation, cellular component: cytoplasm. The record is from RefSeq and is a predicted model, not a curated record. Gene Ontology annotation, biological process: phosphate-containing compound metabolic process. Lineage: Eukaryota; Metazoa; Chordata; Actinopteri; Cichliformes; Cichlidae. The transcript is spliced from 12 exons.
UGGAGGAGAAGCUGGUGGACGGGAAGCAGGAACCAAAAGAGGGAGUAAGAAGUAUAAUGAGACCACUGAUGUUCCGCUCAUCGCUCGGCUGUUUGGUGACAGUUUUCGGCUCUUUUUCCGCUUCUAGUCACAAAGUUAUUACACAAGCAGCAGCUGUUUCUCACCUGUGUUAUUUGAGAAAAACGAUGCACUAUCAAACGGAGCAGAGAGGACACCUGAAUUCUCCCGACUAUCGUCUUUAUUUUAAAACCUCAGAUGGGAAAUACAUUUCACCAUUCCAUGAUAUUCCACUAAUGGCGGAGACCGAACAGGAAAAUGAUGUACCUGCUAAAAAACCCAAGAAGAAUGAGAGUGAGGUGCUUUAUAACAUGGUGGUGGAGGUACCGAGAUGGUCAAAUGCUAAAAUGGAGAUUGCAACAAAGGAACCACUGAAUCCGAUCAAACAGGAUGAAAAGAAAGGAAAGCCCCGAUAUGUUGCCAACAUAUUUCCCCAUAAAGGUUACAUCUGGAAUUAUGGGGCACUUCCACAGACGUGGGAAGACCCAGGCCAGAAAGACAAAGAAACUAACUGCUGUGGUGACAACGACCCCAUUGAUGUUUGUGACAUAGGCACCCAGGUGUGCUCUACUGGUCAGGUGAUCCAAGUAAAAGUGUUAGGCAUCUUGGCCAUGAUUGAUGAAGGUGAAAUGGACUGGAAGGUCAUUGCUAUCAAUGCUAAAGACCCCGAUGCCAAAAAUCUUAAUAGUAUAGAGGACGUCCGUAUGAACCGACCGGGUCAUUUAGAGGCCACUGUUGAAUGGUUUAGGAAAUAUAAGGUGCCGGAUGGAAAGCCUGAAAACAAAUUUGGAUUCAAUGGGGAAUUCAAAGACAAGGACUUUGCAGUUGAGAUCAUUAAGUCCACCCAUGAGCACUGGAGGGCACUAGUGCAGAAGCAAACAAAUACUGGAGGAAUUGACUGCAAAAACAUGUCGUGCUGUGAUAGCCCUUUCAGAUGCACCACUGAUGAGGCCAGAGAAGUAGUGCAGUCGGCCCCUGCAUUUGGCAGUGCACAUCCUGUGUCUCCAGAGGUGGACAAGUGGCAUUUUGUCUGAAGCCCCCAAAACAGCAUGGAUACUUAUAAAAUGUCUUAAUACCUAAUGACGCAUUAUUCUUCUGCAUUGUUUUGUAUGGAGUCAUUUUAAAGAUAGCCAUCUGGUCUCCAUUAUUUGUUGAAUAUAAGAACACCAAGUGAAGAAGUGUACUGUUGUGAUAGCGAGUGAAGAACUGGAACUGAGGUCUGAUUUGUGAUGUCACAUUUCACACCUAAUUGGGUUUUUUUUUUUUUUUUGGCUAGUUGUGUCAAUUAUCAUUCAUGAUGGUAGAAAAAAAAUCAUUUUUAUUAAAUUGUAAAUCAUGCUGUAUAUGUAUUGCAGUAUUUUUGUGGCCAUGUCCAGUUUCUGUAUAUAAUCCUCUAAUUUUCCUGUACAAUUGUAAUUGGUUUGUUGUUGCAGAUACAAAUA